This is a messenger RNA of Colletotrichum spaethianum, 2682 nucleotides long. RefSeq lists its product as uncharacterized. Bases 1 to 2682 code for a protein of 893 amino acids. The transcript has a single exon. The record is from RefSeq and is a predicted model, not a curated record. Lineage: Eukaryota; Fungi; Ascomycota; Sordariomycetes; Glomerellales; Glomerellaceae.
AUGGCGACGGUGAUGGGCCGCUCGAGUUGGCCAGCAAUGCUGACAAACCGACAACAGAAACACGGCAGCGAUUUCGAAAUCGGCGAGUCGCCCGACGGGCUCUCGUCUCGCGACUCCAGCUCCGCAAUCGUCUUCAACGACUCGGAAAUCAACCUUCGCCAAAUUCAACAGUUGACGCAACGGGUCCGCUCAACGCUUUCUGGUAAGGACGCCGACGCCGCCUUCAAAGAGUAUGCGAAGGUCAAAGACCACGCACCGUUAUGUCGUUCAUUAUUGCGUACUUCAACACUUGUACCGCCAGGCAGUGGACAGGCGGACAGGAUUAGCACAGAAGGCAGAGGGAUAUCGCGGGAAUCUUCUCUCGACGUACCCUACAGCCCAACGACAUUCGACACUCGAUCUUCAUUUAGUGGGAAAAGCCUCUCGGAGGUAACAACAGGGCAGGGUUCCGGGCAACGUUCCGUGCCAACCCGCGAAAUCUGUUUAUCGGCUGUCCGUGACUGGAAGAAGUGCAUCGAAUCAUUACUAGAGGCCCUCGAGCUCACGCUCUCUGAGACUUACAAGAGCUAUGAGCCCGAUGCCACACCGAGUAUGGUGAAAUCCCUAUUUCAGAACAGAGAGUUCCGUACGGCUGCCAUCCAACAGAUGAGGAAGACCAGCAUCGACAAAACUUUCUCUGCGAGCCCAGACUUCUUCCCACGAUACGUUAUACGGCUCAAGAACUAUGACCGGGUCAAGCAAGACUUGGUUGACAUCACUCGCAUCCUACAGUUAGGAGAGUCAGGCGUCUCCGACGAAAGGCUCGUGAAAGAGCACCAUGUCUCGCCCCGAGGCGACGCCAUUCUCGAAUUUGCGAAUAUCGGAGCCGAGUCCAUGCCAAUUCUUAGGUUCCGAGUGUCUUCAUUUUUACUCGCAGAAACCUCGCCCAUCUUUGAGAGAACUUUCACCGAGCACCGCCAUAUGGAGAUUCAUGACGAUGAAGAUGUAACUGAUCAGCUGCCACCCCCACCAACACCGUACAUCUGCGACGACGGAACCGAAGCGAAACUGUACCGCAUGCCGCAUGCGGAGCACGAUUCGGAACAGGCUCUUACGAUCCUCCUCCACGCGGCACAUAUGCACAAUGACAAAGUUCCACGGGAGGUAUCUUUUGAGCAAUUCGUUGCCAUCGCAGAGGUCUGUCUACGGUAUCGAUGCACCUCGCCUCUUGAGUUGUUUGUCGAACACCGAUGGCUGCCGCAGUGGAUUCAUAAAGGCAGUGAAGACAUGCCUGGAGGAAUGCUCCUCAUCAGCUAUAGCUUCGGGUUUCGACAACUGUUCAUGCGCAUGUCAAAGACUGCCAUUCUCAACCUUGUCAAUGAAGAGGAACUGCAGAGUAAGCCGUGGCCGCAGAAGAUCAAGGACAAGAUCUGGGCAGUGAGAGGUGCGAAGAUGGCCCAGGUGUAUGCGUGCUGUGUGAACACAGUACAGGAAUAUCUACGCCCACCGUUGAAGGCCGUUGAGCAAGAUGAUGCACCAAGCCUACCGACUGUGCUCAGCCUGCCGCAACUUAGGACCCGCUCUCCCAGCCCGGGAUUGUCUGCGGAAACAUCAACUCUUAGCCAGCCGUCGGUGUUCAGCAGCCCCCCCAGGUGUCCCAAAGGAAGCCAUUGGUGCGAUGCCACAAACCUCGGCUGGCUCAUGCUCGUCUACAGGGAACUCCAGCUCCUCUCCACAAUUAUGAAGCCAACGGUGCUCGGAAAUCUGACCAACCCCCAACAGGCGCCUCACAGGAGUCUAGCCCAGCUCGUUGACCUGCUCCGGACCAUCGCCAGCCCUCCGCAGGUACUACAUAAAGGCGGGGUCUGCGAUCCUACACCGCAGUUCCGGGCUGCAAUCAAUGAUAUUUACAAUAGCGUCUCGGGCCUGACGCUGUACGAUAUCAGCAGAAAUGCUCAUGGUUGGGGUCUAUCUAGGCAUCGGUCCAAGCAGCCGCAGGCCGUUUUGCAAAAAGGGCUCAAGCACCCUGGCAAGGAGCGGGAAGCAAAGAGCGUUUUGACGGACGCAAUUCGUCUUAGGGUUCUACGCAGCAUCGACAGCGUAGACGACUUGCACACCGCAGCGAUGAUCAGCCGAGAAUUUUAUCAGACGUUCCAGGAGAAUGAGCUUCUGCUGAUGCGGAAGUUUGUAAAGGCCCACCGGCGGAUGACGUUGAUGAAACUGACUUCUAUGGAUGUUUUCGCUCCGAGUGAUGAAAAGGUGCCCAAAGAAGAGGCGGACGCGCUCAAGGCGGAAGCGGAAGCCUCACGGGGUGCCGCCGGUGAGGGCUUUGAAGGUUUCGAGGAGGAUGAGGCACCAGAAAUCUCGGAGACGCAGGCAGAACAGGGGACCGUCGUGGUAGGCGCGUCCUUAUCGGGACGCUUCCGCAAAAUAGCUCCCGCUUCAUACACUACAACGCCAUCAGUGUUGAGCGACGAAGGGGCGCAGCGGAUCCCCUGGCCGGCAUCGCCGCUUCCGCCACGAGAUGCGUCUUCACAAACCUCAGUGAACAAGAGUACGGCGAAGUCUGGUACGAUGAGAGAAAAAUUCCGGACCAGCGACCCGGCCUUUGUUGAGGAGAAGAUGCUGCUGGAGAGCGAGGACAAGCAUCUAAGGGCGGAGAGGGAUAGAAGGGUCGGACUCGUACAGGAGGACGAUGGUUGA